This is a messenger RNA of Arabidopsis thaliana (thale cress), 2005 nucleotides long. It is a transcript of the gene CCD7, whose product is annotated as carotenoid cleavage dioxygenase 7. The transcript has 6 exons. NCBI's taxonomy places the organism in Eukaryota, Viridiplantae, Streptophyta, Magnoliopsida, Brassicales, Brassicaceae. The record is from RefSeq and is marked reviewed. Gene Ontology annotation, cellular component: chloroplast. Gene Ontology annotation, molecular function: oxidoreductase activity, acting on single donors with incorporation of molecular oxygen, incorporation of two atoms of oxygen; 9-cis-beta-carotene 9',10'-cleavage oxygenase activity. The coding region runs from base 19 to 1887 and encodes 622 amino acids.
AUUUGCAUAUUUCAAAAAAUGUUGACCAAAAUGUCUCUCCCUAUCCCGCCGAAAUUUCUUCCACCGCUAAAAUCUCCACCGAUUCAUCAUCACCAAACUCCGCCACCGCUUGCACCUCCACGAGCCGCAAUAUCAAUAUCUAUACCAGACACCGGUUUAGGACGUACCGGUACCAUCCUCGACGAGUCCACGUCUUCAGCUUUCCGUGAUUACCAAUCUUUAUUCGUGUCACAACGUUCCGAGACUAUCGAACCGGUCGUAAUUAAACCAAUCGAAGGUUCAAUACCGGUUAACUUCCCUUCCGGUACAUACUACUUAGCCGGUCCAGGACUAUUUACUGACGACCAUGGCUCAACGGUUCAUCCUUUAGACGGUCACGGUUAUCUCCGUGCGUUUCACAUCGACGGUAACAAACGGAAAGCCACUUUCACGGCGAAGUACGUUAAAACGGAAGCUAAAAAAGAAGAGCACGAUCCUGUAACUGACACGUGGCGGUUCACUCAUAGAGGUCCUUUCUCGGUGUUGAAAGGAGGGAAGAGAUUUGGAAACACGAAAGUGAUGAAAAACGUGGCUAAUACUAGCGUUUUGAAAUGGGCUGGGCGAUUGCUUUGUUUAUGGGAAGGUGGUGAACCGUACGAGAUUGAAUCUGGAUCGUUGGAUACCGUCGGAAGAUUUAACGUCGAGAACAACGGUUGUGAAUCUUGUGAUGAUGAUGAUUCUUCCGACAGAGAUUUAUCUGGUCAUGAUAUAUGGGACACAGCCGCAGAUUUGUUGAAACCCAUACUUCAAGGUGUAUUUAAGAUGCCACCGAAACGGUUCUUGUCACAUUACAAAGUCGACGGUCGAAGAAAAAGACUUUUAACGGUCACUUGCAACGCUGAAGAUAUGCUUUUACCUCGAAGCAACUUCACAUUUUGUGAGUAUGAUUCGGAAUUCAAGUUGAUACAAACGAAAGAAUUCAAGAUCGAUGAUCAUAUGAUGAUUCAUGAUUGGGCAUUCACGGAUACUCACUACAUACUCUUUGCCAACCGAGUCAAGCUUAAUCCAAUAGGUUCCAUAGCGGCUAUGUGCGGAAUGUCACCAAUGGUAUCAGCGUUAUCGUUAAACCCAAGCAACGAGAGUUCUCCGAUUUAUAUUCUCCCUAGGUUUUCUGAUAAAUAUUCUAGGGGAGGUCGAGACUGGAGAGUUCCUGUCGAAGUGUCUUCUCAAUUAUGGCUAAUACACUCCGGAAACGCUUAUGAGACUAGAGAGGAUAACGGCGAUUUAAAGAUUCAGAUACAAGCUUCCGCUUGUUCUUACCGAUGGUUCGAUUUCCAGAAAAUGUUUGGCUAUGAUUGGCAAAGCAACAAGCUGGAUCCUUCUGUUAUGAAUCUAAACCGUGGCGACGACAAACUACUCCCUCAUCUAGUUAAGGUGUCUAUGACUUUGGACUCUACCGGAAACUGCAAUAGUUGUGAUGUAGAGCCUCUAAACGGGUGGAACAAGCCGUCAGAUUUUCCGGUUAUAAACUCAUCCUGGUCCGGAAAAAAGAACAAGUACAUGUACUCUGCUGCCUCGUCGGGAACUCGAAGUGAACUUCCCCAUUUUCCAUUCGACAUGGUCGUGAAAUUUGACUUAGACUCAAACCUCGUCCGUACUUGGUCUACCGGAGCUAGAAGAUUCGUUGGUGAGCCCAUGUUUGUCCCAAAAAACUCUGUUGAAGAAGGAGAAGAAGAGGACGAUGGUUACAUUGUCGUGGUCGAGUAUGCGGUUUCGGUGGAGAGAUGUUACCUAGUGAUUUUGGAUGCUAAGAAGAUCGGUGAAUCCGAUGCGGUCGUGUCGAGGUUAGAGGUUCCGAGGAAUUUGACGUUUCCGAUGGGUUUUCAUGGUUUAUGGGCUAGCGACUGAAUUUUGUUGAUAAUUAUUUUAUCUGAUUAUUAUUUGUACAUAAUGUAAUUUUAUGGGCUAGCAAUUUUAUGAUAUUUUUUUCUGUUAGAAAUUUUGUAAGGAAAAGGUGUUACAGAAG